UUUUGGUCCAAAGUUAUAUCGGACUUUGAAAGCGUUGCCAAAUCAGAACCCAAGAUCUUGUCUCUUCAUCUUCAGCGUGGUAUUCCACCUUCAUUGCGAGGGAUGAUGUGGCAGUUGCUGGCCAAGUCAAAGAGUGACCGGCUUGAAGAGGAAUAUCUUCAGCUACUGAGGGCAGAAUCAGUCUACGAAAAAGCCAUCACUCGAGAUCUCCUCAGGACAUUUCCAUACCACCCAUAUUUCCAAGGCCAGGAAGGCCAGAAUGCUCUUUUUAAUGUCGUAAAGGCAUAUUCACUUUAUGACGCUGAUGUAGGAUACUGUCAAGGUCUUUCGUUUAUUGCCGGACCUCUUUUGUUAAAUAUGCCAGAGGAAGAGGCAUUUGGUGUGCUAGUCCAAUUGAUGACUCGUUUCACUUUGCGGGGGCAUUUUACUCCCCAGAUGGAUCUCCUCCACAAGCGAUUGUACCAACUUGAUGGCCUAUUGGCAGACACUCUACCCCACAUUCAUCGCCACUUUCAAGCCCAAGGAAUUCAGUCGGGAAUGUAUGCCUCUCAGUGGUACAUGACCCUGUUUGCCUACAAAUUUCCUCUCGAGGUCGUAUUCCGGAUCUACGACACCAUCCUUGCAGACGGCCUGGACAUCUUACACCGUGUUGCUCUGGCUCUGAUAACCAAAAACCAGGCAAUACUGUUGAGUAUGGAAUUCGACUGCCUCUUGAACCAUCUCAAAGAAGACAUGCUGGCUGUCUACGAAGACGAUGUGAACGAGCUGGUGCGCGAGGCAUACUCUAUUUCCCUGUCGCCGAAACGGCUAGAGCGACUCUCAAAAGAAUACUCGGUCGAGUUAAUCAAGGCCAACUCAGAGGCCGAGAUCAUCAGCGAUCUUCGACGACAAAACAAAGCCCUGGCUGAGACAGUUCGGCAACUGGAACGCAUCACUAAACAACUAGAGAACGAGCACGCGCUGGUCGCCAAGCAACUCCAGGUUUCGAAUGCACAACAGCUAGAACUCCAG
Phycomyces blakesleeanus NRRL 1555(-) is the source of this 1011-nucleotide messenger RNA. RefSeq lists its product as hypothetical. Lineage: Eukaryota; Fungi; Mucoromycota; Mucoromycetes; Mucorales; Phycomycetaceae. The transcript is spliced from 2 exons. The annotation marks the transcript as partial. The record is from RefSeq and is a predicted model, not a curated record.